Molecule: messenger RNA, 1206 nt
Organism: Colletotrichum orchidophilum
Lineage: Eukaryota; Fungi; Ascomycota; Sordariomycetes; Glomerellales; Glomerellaceae
Exons: 4
Molecular function (GO): DNA ligase activity
Source: RefSeq, a predicted model, not a curated record
AGUGCUAAAUCCCGUUCUAGCUUUUCGCGGCGAGGACAGAGGAGCCCGUCAGCAAUUCGACCUACACACAUCCGUUAUCUUCCAUUUGCCCAAGACACUUUCAGGUUAAUUUCGAACGAAUUGAUGAUUCAUAGCGGCAUAUCUCGCGUCAUCAGUCGCCAGGAUGUGGCAACCUUUUGUGCUGGAGAAGUGACCAUGGGCAAGCUGAAAGAACUGGCGAUUGUGUAUCACUGUAGAACAUCUAGUGCUUGGGAUGGCGAUUUAGCCCUCUCUGUUACACACAAUGCAAAGAGAGGUUCGACCAACGCCAUAAUCUUCGGUACCGAUCCCGAAAAUGAAGAUGAAAUUGUCGGCAGACUCAGCUUCUCCUCCAAAGCUUCACAGCACCCAUUCCUUCUUCCGGGAAUAUUUGCCGAGAUAGAGAGAGAAAGGCAGCUGAAACGACUAGUUGGAAAUAUCCAAGUCGAGCUGGAAAAAGUGAUUUUGGACGUGAGCUCUCAGGGCGAAAGUCAAAGCAAUCAAGAUUCUACCCAGCACACUAUUGACCUUUGGCUUGAUACCACGGAGCUCCGGAACGGACUAGUCAACUGGAAGAAGCAGCUGGAAGAAAUGCUGCUCCAUAUCGAAGAGAUGGCCGGAAAAUACUCCUCAUCAAGAGUCUUGCAUCAGCCUGCCGCAUCUAGCAGUGCUGAUGCAAAUACGGAUGUGAUGCAGCAGCAAGCAAAAGUGAAUGACAAGAUCAGAAACCGAUUGAGGUCGAUAAUACAUGAGUACGAUGAGAUGAUCAGAGACUGUACGAUGAGACUAGAUGGAAUGUCAAUGGCAAAUCAGCUCUCUCAUGCAAAAACAAACAUGCAGAUUGCAAUCGAAACCAAACUAGAUGGAAAACGUAUUCAAAACAUAUCCAUUUUCUCAAAGGUCUUUUUACCCAGCAUGUUUGUCGCGCGUUCUGAUACUCGGUGGAUACUACCUUCUGUCCACACGGCUAGCCUGUCUUCGCAGUGCGCACCAGAAAUCUCGGAAGUGGUUGUCGAUGGUUUAACUCGAACUACAUGCGCCUUGGUGGGAAGAAAUUACUACUACUUUGAUUAUGCAUUUCAUGGCAUGUUUUCUUGUCGAACCAAAGGCAGAACCUUGGAGGAUAUGGUUGAGAUCUUUGGUGUGUCCGUCUACUCGAGCAAGGCCAUGAUCGAAGGUCAUUACUAA